Gossypium raimondii (Peruvian cotton) is the source of this 1248-nucleotide messenger RNA. RefSeq lists its product as hypothetical. The coding region runs from base 201 to 1004 and encodes 267 amino acids. The transcript has 5 exons. Lineage: Eukaryota; Viridiplantae; Streptophyta; Magnoliopsida; Malvales; Malvaceae. The record is from RefSeq and is a predicted model, not a curated record.
UCCUUUGAGUUUUAUUUUAUUUUUUUUGAGAAAAUUUAGCCGUAUUUCCUUCUUCUACCUGCCUACUUGGAAUGAGAGUUUAGUCUAACUGAACAAAGGGUUUAAUCACAAUCUUCCCCUCUUCCUCGAGAAAAAAACCUUUCAUGUUAAACCCAAGUGGGAUCUGAAAAUUGAAGUAAAACCAUCCUUCUUGUUGUUCAAUGGAAAAAAAAGCUAAAGGCAUAGCUUGGGUAGGCAACCUCUAUCAGAGAUUUGAAGCUAUGUGUAUUGAGGUGGAUGAUAUGGUCUGCCAGGAAACAUUGCGAUAUGUUGAAAACCAGUUGCAGACAGUUGGUUCUAAUGUUAAACAGUUCUGCACUGAACUAAUGCAAGACUUGGUCGCUUCAUCUACCGAUUCGUUAGAAGACCUUAACACGGUGCAAAUUGCCGGCGUUGCAGCCUCUGUGGACUCGAAUGGAAGUGCCAAUGAAGAUCACUCUCAGACCAAACUGGUCGAUUCCUCUUCUGUAAAAUCUGUUGAGGAUGUACAUUUAGGCUUGCCUUCAGAACAAAUCACAGAGGAUCAAAAUUCCUUGGCUCAUUCUAAAGGGUUCACAGCACCUGGUUCUCUAAUUUUCUCUAAAGCUUUCAAGAAUGAACUUAAGGACAAUGAUUCUACUGCAGAUGACACAUUGUUAGAGUCGAUGGAACCAGAAGUGAAAAUGGGACCAGCACGUUUAUUAGAGGCUUACCAUAAAUCUGUUUUGAAAAUGGAACCAGAAGUUCCAUCAUUUGAUAACACAAAGCUUGAAGAAAGCUGCAUUAUAGUAGACCGUAGUGAGCUUCUUUCCGUCUCUAACAACGUAGGAAAACACAGGUCAUACAAGAAAAAGCUCCGGGAUGCCUUUUCUUCUAAGUCAAGGUUCACAAAGCGGGAUGAUGAACAGCAUGCACUAUCCAGACAAAGGAACAAACGAGAAUCACAAGACAUGGAAUUUUGUGAAUCGGAUUGGGAGAUUAUUUAGACAAGUUAAAUUGGUUUUUGGUUUUUGUUUAUGGACUUAGGUAUGCAUAUGAAGUAAUAAGAACACAGAUAAACGUUGUUAUGAUACGAGACUGGAUGUCCCUCGGUUGAAGAUGUAUAAAGAUGGAGAGAAUUAGGCAGUGGAGUAGAGCGUUAGGAAAUCUCCAACUUGUUGGAUUGGUGGAACAUCUGACAUUGUUGUCUUGUUUUCUUUAUUGGAAUUCUUUUCUAGUUUUUGCUUUGAA